GGUGCAGUAAGCCGGAUUCCACCACUAGAGUUCUCCCUCAGCAGCCCCGCUCGGCUCGGCUCCUUGUUGGCGCUGUCUGUGUUUACCUCCCAGCCCAGCGCUGCUGUACUGUGGCCAGCUGCUGGACACAAACCACCCUCCGCAGCCCACAACUAGCCCGAAAAAUACUAAUGUAAGCUGCCUCGCGUUCAAUCCUUCGCGGAUUUUCUGCAGCGACGUGUGUUUGUGACACUGUAGCAGAGUUGAGAUGAAUAAGGAAAUCAUGUCACGUGUGGUGAAGAAGAGGCAGGCGGACCCCAAGGUGGUCCAGUAUGUGUGGGCGGCCAUCGAGGUCAUCCGCAACCAGAAACAAAUCGCAAACAUGGACAGGAUCUCCAAGUACCUGAGUCGUGUGUUUGGCAUGCACCCUAAGGAGACUGCCAGACAGCUGAGCCUGGCUGUAAAGGACGGCCUGGUGGUGGAGACCCUGACGGUCGGCUGCAAGGGCUCGAAGGCCGGCAUUGAGCAGGAAGGAUACUGGCUGCCCGGGGAUGAGAUGGAGCCGAAAGCCGAGGGAAGCAAGCCCUGCACUUCCGACGGAGGCGCUCAAAUCCAGGACUGGGAGACCGAGAGCCACGACUGGUACUGCUUCGAGUGUCACCUACCGGGCGACGUCCUCACGUGCGACAACUGCUUCCGGGUCUACCAUCUCAAGUGUCUGUCGGAGGAGUGCAAGCCCAGAGACGGAGGGUCGCACUGGCAGUGUGUCGUCUGCAGGGGCAGUAAAAAGAAGAACCUGAACAAACAGGAGAUGUGUAAAUACCUGCGUUUCAUCGUCCAGCGUAUGAAGGAGAGGGCAGUGGACCUGAACAAGAAGGGCAAAGACAUUAAACAUCCCAUGUACAGACGGCUGAUCCACACUGCACUGGACGUCACCAACAUCCAAGAGAACCUGUCUGAAGGAAAGUAUAAAACCUUUGAGGAGUUCAAAGCAGACGCUCAGCUGAUUGUUCACAACACUGCCAUCUUGUAUGGAGUUCACAGUGACCAGGCAGAGAUCGCACGGUUGCUCUUCAGCGACACAUGUCACGAGUUGAAUGAGUUGUUGUUGUGUAAGAACUGUUUUUACCUGUCGAAUGCCCGGCCGGACAACUGGUUCUGUUACCCCUGUAGCCCCAGCCAUGACCUGGUCUGGGCCAAGAUGAAAGGUUUUGGCUACUGGCCGGCCAAAGUCCUUCAGAGAGAGGACAACCAGGUGGAUGUUCGCUUCUUUGGACACCAGCAUCAGAGAGCGUGGAUCCCCUCAGACAACAUCCAGGACAUCAAGGUGAGCGUCCAGCAGCUGCAGGUGAAGCGCAGUAACGGCUGGAAGAAGGCGUGUGAGGAGCUUGAGGUUUACCAGCGUUUCCUGAGGGAGGGGCGCUUCUGGAAAACAAAGAUGGAGGAAGGCAGCCAGCCACACCAGCAUCACCAACAAAGUCAGAGCCAGAGUCAGAGCCAGAGCCAGAGCCAGAACCAGAACCAGAGUCGGCAGCAGCAGCAGCAGCAGGAGGAGGAGGGCAGCGUGAGGACGGACAGGCUGGAGCGGACGGACGAAGCCGAGUCCAGCAUCUCCUCCACCAGCAACGAGCAGGUCCGACAUCUCAAAAGCAGCCAGGAGCCCAAGGCAAAGAAAAGCCGUCGGACUCAAAUGGUCGAGCCCAAAGAGGAAGCCAGUGACCCGGAGCCAGAGAUGGAGGCCGUGAGCUCCAGCCAGGAGAUCCCGGUGUCCUCGGCGCCCCAGCAGCCUGAGAAGCUGUCGGUGUCCACGCAGACCAAGAAAGCAAGCGGAGGGUCGCCGCGCACGCUUCACCGCGGCACCCAGACCAACAGCGACGGCGCCUGCCAGAACAUGUGCCACGAGAAGUACACCAAGGUCUUCAAUGACGUCAAGGAGAUGAUGAAGGCUGACAACAAGAGAGAGACGGAGAGGGUCGUUAGAGAGGCUCUGGAGAAGCUCCGUGCAGAGAUGGAGGAGGAGAAGCGUCAGGCGGUGAGUAAGGCUGUGGCCGGAGCACAGGCGGAGAUGGAGAGGAAGUGUAAGCAGGUGAAGGAGAAGUGUAAAGAGGAGCUGGUGGAGGAGGUGAAGAAGCUGGUGGCCCAACACAAACAGCUCAUCUCCCAGACCAAGAAGAAGCAGUGGUGUUAUAACUGUGAGGAGGAGGCGAUGUACCACUGCUGCUGGAACACCUCGUACUGCUCCAUCAAGUGUCAGCAGGAGCACUGGCACGCCGACCACAAACGAACCUGCCGCAGGAAGAGAUGAACAAGCCCCACCUCCCUCUCUGACCCCCCCCACACACAGCACGCCAUUGGCUCUCGCCCUGUCCUCCACCUGUCAGUCAGUGUCUACAACACACACACACAAACACAUAAACACAAAUACAAACACACGCCCCUCUCUCCUGCUUCUCUACUUGCCUUCCUGAAAACUUUGUGGACCCGAUGUUUUCUGCGUGAAACGAGCGAUUUGUUUCCUUUUUUGUUUUCAUUUUGUUUCUAUUAUUUAAUGUACCCAUUGUAUUGAUUUUUCUUUCUAUAUUUUGUUUAUUUUUUUCUCUCGAUCGUGAACAGAUUGCUUGAGAGCAUGGCUCGAAUGCAGAGUUAUGGUAUGAUUUUUUUCUUUUCAUGUGUGUUGUUUCUUUGGUUUUUUUUCUUUACUGAAGUGCUAAUUUUGAACUCGUGUCAGAGAAUGUGUUAUUUAAGUGUGUAGUAACAGAUGAGCAUUAACUGAAGACAUUUUAUUACCUGAAUUUUUUAAAGAAUCACUUUUCUUACUGUAAAUGCAACAAAUACACACCGUCGAACUUAAAAAGAAAAAAAGGAAAACAUACCGUAAGUCCUAUCGCUGCAUUGAACUAGCUCUGCUUUCAUAGAGAAAACUUAUUUAAAAAAACACAAAAAACUGCAUAAGAUAUUGAAUUGUGGAUGACGUGGCUCAUGGACAUUAAUGUAUUUAGUUUUUUUUUUUCCAUGAAACUAUUGUGGUGGAUGGCACCUUUUAUCAUUUCUACCUAAAAUCUUAUUGUCCUCAAGUCACUUAUUGGGAACAGGGUCACGAGGUCGGCCUUAAAAGAUGCCGACAAAAGAAAUCUUCCAUGUAUUAUUAUUAUAAUUAAUAUUAUGCACAUUUUUUUAAAACAGACUGUAAUUUUUAUGAGUCAGAUAUAAAAAAAGAAAUAUCAAGUUUUUAAUUUGUUCUAAAUUGGGGAAAUGUACAGCAAUCUUUCCUGAGCUGGAUCUUAGAGAGGUUCCAUGGUUUGACAGUUUUUCCACAUUUUUCUUUCUUUUCUUUUCUUUCCUUGUUUUUUUUUCACAUUUCAUUUGCUUAACAACCCAAAUGCUUGUAAUAUUGCCAAAAGAAAAUCACACAUUUUGUUGAACCUACCAGAGAAGAUCUGGUGAGUCCUCCCUUUCCCCGCUUUCCUACAACCUUAAAAAAACAAAAACAAAUGAAAAAAACAAAAAAAUUAUGUAUAUUUUUCCGAGCGUCGUCAGUGUCAUUUUUUCUAGUGAUGUACACUCGAAAUUCGUUCUCGUUUCCUUUUUCUUUUUCUUUUUUUAACCUGAAGUGACUAGCUAUGAGACUCUUUCACUGCUUAUGCUGUAGUUGGUGGUCAGUGCCUGUUUUCUUUUUUCUUUUCUCAUCCUGUUUUCUCCCAGUGAGGCUACAUGCAUGUUGAUAGUUUCAUAGUUUGUCUUUUUUCAUUCAUUACGGUAACAUAAAAAAAAACAAAAAACAAAAAGACCAGAAGCUUGCUGGUGUCUAAUAAGCAGUGACGACGGAUGGACCAAUAUAAAACAUUAUGCAAAUGUGAAUGAUCAAAUCACUCUUUUCUAUAGUUUUCCCUGCGCUGGAUGUCGCGUGUUGAUUGUGUAUACAUAUGGUGCUUGGAUUUUUUUUCUUCUUUUUUUUAAAUGGGGCAAUAAAAUUGCCCUUUUUUGAUUUUCUUUGAGAAGUGUGACACUUUUAAAGUUUGUUGACUGUUUCCUCAGUUAUGAAGAUUGACUGAACAGAGGAAAAUGAUUCACUUAUUCUGUACAGACGCGUCGUUUUAUAACCCCACAUCGCUUUGUGCUUCUGUCAACGUGUGGAAAAUUUCAAUACCGUAAAUUUUCACAUAGUGGGGCAGAACCUUUUUUUCACCUCAACUAAAGAGUGAGCCAGGCUUUUAUUUCUAAAGCUCCAGAUUUCAUCACAAUUUAUCAUGUUAAUGUCCUGUAGCUUCUUUUAGCUGUAAAUGAAAACUCAACACUCAGUUAAGGUGGUAUAACUGUGUCUUUAUCCCAGUACCAUACUACAUCCUAACUGAAUACAGUGUAUGCGCCGUUUUUACCGUUACUCUACAAGAAAACACAUUUCACCAUUUUAUAUGUGCGCCAUGAUGUCAUUUAAGUUGUGGCUUCACAAUGCAGCUAUGCAUCAGCAAAAUGUUUUUUGUUUGUUUGUUGUUUUUUCAACUCCUAAACAAUGAUUGUAUUUUGGGUUUUGAAAGUUCUCAGAUAACAAUGUUUAUACAUUCAGCAGUCAGAAAAAGAGAUAUUCAGUUUACACUGACAUUAAGCAGCAAAUCUUAACAUUUGAGAAGCUGGAGUCAGAGAUUGGUUGGCAUUUUUGAUGGUUAAAUCAAUGAUUGGUCAAUCAACUAAUUUUAAUUUUUGUUGUUUGUGUUAAUAAUUUUGUUGAUAAAUUGACAAAUUCUUUGAGUUCUGUUCUCCUCAGCUUGUUUCACAUUACUUGCUUGUUAAUGGUUAAUAAUGGACAUGUUAAUAUCUAAAGCCCAUAAUUCACCAAGUAUUCAUUGUCUUGUCAGCUAUUCUUAAUGUUCUCAAGUUUCAAGUGUGAAAACACUACAGACUGAAAACCUGGUUUGAUUAGUAUGAAGUGUGGAACUUGGAUAAAAGCCACAAUCUCUUCCCUUUAAUCUGGAAGGCUUUUAUUGUGAAAUAUGUACAGAUGAUGUUGAGUUUCAUUGACAGCAGCUUAAAGGACGAGUUUUUCUUUUUGUUCACAAAUCUCACGAAAAGACACAGUGUGUUAGUUUGUCUCUUUCUGUGGAUCUCAGCUCUAAGCACAAAUAUAUGGUGGGUGUUUGUUGGGGACUAUUUUCAGUGGCGGAUUAAUCCACAUUUGGUGCUCUAGUGAGUUUCAGGGGAUUGAUUUUAAAUAAAUUAUAGUGAGUUGGUUGAAAUGGCACAAAGGAAUAAGAUGAAUCAGGCUUUACUUUCAUGGGACUUGAUGACAGUUGGAAAAAUAUAGAAUAUUAUCAUAUGAGAACAAACAGUAGGAUUAUUAUUGUUUGAGAGCAAUCCACUAUUAGAGAAUUUACGGUAACUGUUCAUCUCUAAAAUCUCCACUCGCUCGUCUCUAAGUCUUUUAUUUUGAAAGUCGUUUAAGUGUAUCACUUUAAAAUGUAACAUGUUAUUGUACAGUUCAGCUACUGUUUGACUUCUCUCUCUGCUGAAUUUAUUUUUCUGGCUCACAUUAAUGUUUUGACUUCUGGAAAGGUGUUAUUUUAAAUGUUCUCUCGUUUGUGUUUUAUCAUUUCAAGUUCUCAGCUGCAGGCUUUUUUUCCUCACCAUCAUUGCACUACGUGUAAAUAAAAUGUCCUGUCAAUAUCUCCUCCCUCAUAUUAUAUGUACAUUGUAAAUGAAUUCACAAAUAUUUGAUCUCAAGCUGUUUUCUUCUGUGUCUUACAGCGAUCUGGAUGACUGUUAGCUCUAGUUUUGUACAAUGUACAACCGUUAUCAUAUGAUAUGAACUCCGGCUUCUGUUGUUACCACAACAUUCUCGAGCUGUGUGUCAUUUUCAGCAUGUGUGUAUGUGUUUCAGGUUUUUCUAGAUUUAUUUUACACCUUGAACCACACUGCACCUUCAAAUGUAUCCAAAUAUUUCAACAAAUUGUUUUUUUGUUUUUUUGUAACGUUAAGUGUUGAAAACCAACCAAUAAUGCACGUUCUCCCAAACCAACACACUUGUUGAAGGUGGCACGUUUUAUGUUACUUACAUGUGACCUGUGAGGCCGCUGCUUCUCUCUUUCUGACUGUUUUUAUAUUCGUCCAUCCAGCCGUAAAGGUUUCAGUGUAAAAAGUUUUCUUUUUUCUUUUUUUUCCCCCCAUGUGGAAAGAUUUUUGAUGUCAUUCCAGUUUGUAUCUCUGGUUUUUAACUGCAUGAGUAAAGGUGUGUGUAUCUACGGCUCCUUCUUUUUAUUUUUUUUAUUUUUGUUUUUUCCCCCUUCAUGUAAACAAGACAUAUUUGCACUCCCCCAGAGUAAUGCAAUAUGACAAUGAUGUUUAUUUUUUUAUUUUCUGGAACUUCAGUUGAGCAAAAUUGCAUCUAUGAAGCUUGAAAAAUUGAGUAAAUUGAUCAUUAAUCGCCCAUAACUUGACUUUUCACUGUUCUUAUUCCUGAGUAUUACAAGUACAUGAUAAUGAGUGAAUACUACUAUUUUUUAUGUACUUUUAACUGGAAUAAUACCAGUAUAAAGCUUCCUAUGUCCUCACCUCCUGUAGGUCAUUUUCUUCUGUUCUGUCCAUAUGUAACUAUUAAUCGUGGCUUAACAUUUUCUAUGCUCCUGACUUUUUUUUUUUUAAUUCUUUUUUUUUUUUUUUUGACGCUUUAGCUAGCAAUAUGUAUAUAAAUAUAUUCUAUGUGCUAACAUGGAGGAAAUAAAUGUAUCAACAAGU
Molecule: messenger RNA, 6705 nt
Organism: Lates calcarifer (barramundi perch)
Lineage: Eukaryota; Metazoa; Chordata; Actinopteri; Centropomidae
Gene: zmynd11
Product: zinc finger, MYND-type containing 11
Exons: 17
Coding region: 248-2284 (678 amino acids)
Biological process (GO): regulation of transcription elongation by RNA polymerase II
Molecular function (GO): DNA binding; protein binding; transcription corepressor activity
Source: RefSeq, a predicted model, not a curated record